UCUAACUAUAUCAAACCAAUUCUCACUUCCAAGCUAAGAUAUCUCAAACACACACUCUUUAUUACACUCUUCACAGUCCCCAAACUCCUCAAAUUUCACAUCUCUCUCUCUUUUACUCCUAACAUGGAAGAACAACACCAACCCGCCCUCGAUCCCGACGACCAAGCCACCGCCCCCUUGGCCAACCACCGCUCGAGCGUGGACAGCUCCCGGCCAUUCCGAUCGGUCAAGGAGGCGGUGGCUAUAUUCGGGGAGCGGUUCUUGGCCGGGGAAAUCUACUCCCCCAAGACCUUCGCAUUCCCCAAGAAAGAGACCCCAUUCUUCUCACCGGAGCACGACCGGAAACCGCCGCCUCCCAGCGAGGAGGCGGCAGUGCUGGCAGACAGCGUGAAGAAGCUGAAGACGGAGCUGGAGGAGACGAAGGCGGAGCUGAAGCUGCUCAAGGACAGGGAGUCCGAGACGGAGGUGGCCCUCGCCUCCUUGAACGCCGAGCUCCACCGCAACAUGUCCAAGAUGGCCAGGGCGGAGGCGGCCGCGGCCGGGGCAGCCAAGGCCGUUGUGGGGCGGGGGCCUUCGCCGAGCCUGGCGCAGGUGCUGAGCGUGGAGGAGGAGAAGAUAAGUAUGUUGCUUGGGGGGAAGAAGAAGGAGAGGAGAGAGGCGGUGAAGAAGAAGAAGCCUAUUAUACCGCUUGUCGGAGACUUGUUUUCGAGAAAAAAGAAGUCGUCGGCGGCGGCGGCAACUUUGCAUAAUCCUCUCUAUGCGUCUUCUCACCUUCUAUGAGUGUUUGCUUCUGAUUUCUGGUAGAUUAUAUUUUAAUGUAUUAUUUUGAAUUAUGUGAAGGCAAAAUUAAAUAAAAAUAGAGACUGAUCGUGGAGUGGUUGAUGAGAUGAUUUUGUGGUGUGAUCCAAAUUAAAACAGUGGGAGCUUGUUUGUGUAUAGUUUUCGAUUGGGUAUUUGGUAAUUGUCUGAUGUAAUUUUGAAUGUUAUGACUUCUUUGAGGCCAAUUCUGGUGGUACGGCCGCACUUCGUAAUUGUAUUAUGUAAUUUAAUUAAUUCACAUUAUUUUAUCAACAUUGAUUGCAAAUUA
Salvia splendens (bonfire salvia) is the source of this 1087-nucleotide messenger RNA. RefSeq names its product WEB family protein. Bases 124 to 780 code for a protein of 218 amino acids. The transcript has a single exon. The record is from RefSeq and is a predicted model, not a curated record. Lineage: Eukaryota; Viridiplantae; Streptophyta; Magnoliopsida; Lamiales; Lamiaceae.